AUGAAGCUUCCUCUCCUGUCAAUAUUGGCCAACCUGGUCGCCAUCCGCUGCCUGGCAGUCCCGGAGCCCAGACAAGCUUCGGCUUUUCCGUCGGCGAGUGGGACAAAGUUCACCAUCGACGGCCAGGCCGGGUACUUCGCCGGCAGCAACUCGUACUGGAUCUCGUUCCUGACCAACGACGCCGACGUCGACCUCGUCAUGGACAACGUCGCAAAGUCCGGGCUCAAGAUCUUCCGCGUAUGGGGCUUCAACGACGUCAACGCCAUCCCCGACGGGAACCAGGUCUGGUACCAGCACCUCUCGUCCACCGGGUCCCGGAUCAACACGGGCGCCAACGGGCUCCAGCGCCUCGAUGCCGUCGUCGCCGCCGCCGAGAGGAAGGGUGUCAAGCUGGUCAUCCCCUUCGUCAACCACUGGGACGACUACGGUGGCAUGAACGCCUACGUCAAGGCCUUUGGCGGCUCCAAAGAGUCGUGGUACACCAACGCCCAGGCCCAGAGCCAGUACCAGGCCUUCAUCCGGGCGGUCGUGGGCCGGUACAAGGACUCGGCCGCCAUCUUCGCGUGGGAGCUGGCCAACGAGCCCCGCUGCAAGGGCUGCGACACGGACGUGAUCUUCAAGUGGGCGGAAUCGAGCUCCAAGUUUGUCAAGUCGCUCGAUGCGAAUCACAUGGUCACCCUGGGCGACGAGGGGAUGGGCCUCCCCGGCGACGGGAGCUACCCAUACCAGUACGGCGAAGGGACGGACUUUGUGAAGAAUCUCGGCAUUGAGACGCUCGACUUUGGCACUUUCCACAUGUACCCGGAUCACUGGAACGUCGAUCUCAAGACCUGGGCCCCCGGCUGGAUCAAAUCGCACGGCGAGGCAUGCGCCAAGGCAGGCAAGCCCUGUCUCUUUGAAGAGUACGGUUCUCUGACGGACCACUGCGCUGUCGAGAAAGCAUGGCAGGAAGUUUCUCGCACCGCGCCUGGGCUGGGGGCUGAUUUGUUCUGGCAAUGGGGCGAUCGGCUGAGUUCCGGCCAGACGCACAAUGACGGGUUCACAAUCUACCACGACAGCAGCGACUACCAGUGCCUGGUUGUAGAUCAUGUGAAGGCGAUCACUGGCUGA
Molecule: messenger RNA, 1110 nt
Organism: Colletotrichum higginsianum IMI 349063
Lineage: Eukaryota; Fungi; Ascomycota; Sordariomycetes; Glomerellales; Glomerellaceae
Product: Mannanase
Exons: 3
Coding region: 1-1110 (369 amino acids)
Molecular function (GO): hydrolase activity, hydrolyzing O-glycosyl compounds
Source: RefSeq, a predicted model, not a curated record